UGUAGCCCAGAAACCCCCUUUGAGGUGUGCCCUUCCUUAAACCAUUGUAUCUGCUCCCUGGUUUUCUUUUUCUGUUAAAAAGGAAACCACCAACGGCUGUGGGGUUAGGGUUCCUUUCUUGCUUUGAAAGAGGAAGACAGGGGCGCAAGACAUAGGAGGUGGGGAAGGGACACUCUGAAAGCACAAACUUAAAGCUACUUAAUGUGGACUAGUUACUGCUGAACACCUUUUUAACACCCUACCCAAACCACAAAUUAGGAUGGUGGAAAUUUCCUACAGAUACAAGGCAAACUGAUUAUUUGCAGUUGGAUUCUAAUCCUCACUAGUGACUGUGAGAAGCAGGGUAACCAUCAUUAUUCUGAUUAACUGACAAAGAGUAGAUCCUCUGUAGAUCCUGUUAGAACAGCCCCAGUGACUUAUCCCUAAAAAAGAAAGGUGCAGGGGCGCCAGCUGCCCUGGUAGUCAGGCCCUCUGCUCUGGUUCUGGUCCUCCCCACCCCCACCCCCACUACACACACACACACACCACAUAUAGAACUUAACCAGUGGCUGUGGCUGCCUGCACACUAAUUCCUUCAAAAGCAGCAAGACCAUUUUGUCUUGGUGUGGUUUGAAAUAAAUCUGUACCCAGGUGUACACAUCUUUAUUGUUUGAUGGAAGCUGGUGCAGAAUUCAGCUGCCAGAUUAUUGACCAAGGGACAGAAACAGCAAGCAAUGAAGACCCUGGAUAUGAGCCUAGACAUGAAGACAUGUGCGCUCAGCUGCAAGAAGGUUUUGAAGCGGCUGCGGAUAUACCGGAACAUGAGGAAACAGAACACAAGCGUGCAAAUGUUGACCCAGCCAUACACAACCAAACAGCGACACUGUCUCCAGCAGUGCGUCUUGCGGAACUACGACGUAAGAAGCUGAAAGGAAGCAGAACCAACAUGCUACUCAUGUCAAUACUGGAAGAGGCCAAAGAGGACACCACUCGGAGAGAGAGAGCGGCAGCAAGUGAACAUGCCAACUUCAUGAUGCUAAUGAGGGAAAGCAACAACCUAUCGCGUCAACGACUUUCCAAGAUGGACGAGAGAGCUGCACAGAGCAUGCUGGACAGAGACAUGUACUUGGAGAGAAUGGAUGGCAUCGUCUCGACAGUAAGUGUCCUUGCGUCCAGUCUGCAAACACUGACCCACAGUUACCUGGAACAACACAAUGCUUCUGCAAGCGGUGUCAGUGUAGGUGGGAAUGGUGGGAGACACACAACAGAAACCAGUAGUGUGCCACUGCAGCAUCAUACAGACCCGUCCUCUGCCCAUAACACCAAUGCUAGUGGGAAGAGGAAAAGACCAAGCAAGGCCACUGGGAAGGAAAACAAGGGGCACCCCUUAAGUCCAACAAGACCUUCUGCCCAGGCAAACACCACAAGGCAACAGUGUUUUCAUUUGCCACCUUCUCCUGACAACCGCAUGUAUUCCAGUGCCUUGUCUGACGACGAGACAGUGAUUGAUGCGGAGAAAUUGUCUUCAGUGUCGCAAAUCAGGCAAUCUCCAAGUCCCGUCAGUGGCAGUGUCAACAAACAUUGCACUGAAGUGUGUGCAUCGCAGUUGGUGGCCCCAUCAAUCGCACCACUUAUGUUGACCCCACACUUUUCGCGCAGCGCAAGACGUGUAAGAAAGCCAAAGCCAUACAGCCCCUAGUUUUCCUUUUUCUUAAAAUGCUUGGCGACAGGAAAAGCAAUGUUUUGCGGGUUUGAAUUGCUGGCAGCCUCUGAUCGAUUGAUGCAAUGGUAAUGGUCUUGGUUUUCUUCACGAGCUGCUCAGGACAGUUGAGGCGAAUUUCCAUCCAGUCAAUGAAGUUCACAACACUAUGGGGAUAUGGUGUAGUAACCUUCACUUGGUUUCUGUCAAGGGGAGCCUGGUCCAUGGCCACAGACUGCUCCUGUAUCUGAAGGAGAUGAGAAACUCAUGAAAGUGCUGGUGUUGAUGAAAGAUUGCAUAGGGAAAGUCCAAGCGGUGUCGUUCUGACUUCCCCCUGCUGAACUUGAACAGAAACUGAAGACCUGUUCUUUGGCCUACAAGAGGUCUUUGGUAUCUUUCAAGGUUGGGCAGGGGGAAGAUGAAAUUCCACCGUCUGGUUUCUCUGUAUGCACUCUUGACAGAACACCUGCACUUGCCCAACUUUAUCUUUAUGUUCUCCUUCAGAUACAGGAUCAGUCUCAGGCCAUGGAGCAGGCCACCCCACUUGUCUUACAGUUAGUCAUAUAACAUGUGAUGUGGUUCUGUAAGUGCAUCAUUUUCUCAGGGGAGCAUUCACCCACAAUAUAAGCAGAACUACACCCGGCAAAGCGUUACAUGUGCCACCACAGCACAAUUAAUACAAUGAUGCAAUGGGCAUUUUCGAUGAUUGGUGUAUAGGGUUGGAUGGUUGGUGUAUUGGAUGGUUGGUGUAUAGUUUUUUGCACAUAAUAAAGGGAGUGUUCCUUUUUUCAAAUGCAGUAUUACUUUCACUGAUUGGAAUAACAGAGCACCUCAAAUCACAACAUUUGGGGCAGUAUAAUAAACAAAGGCAACAUAGAUGCUCUAAUGAACCUUACUCGUGUUUUGGACUGAUAGAUACACAACAUGAACUACCUGGA
Molecule: messenger RNA, 2616 nt
Organism: Rhineura floridana
Lineage: Eukaryota; Metazoa; Chordata; Lepidosauria; Squamata; Rhineuridae
Exons: 4
Coding region: 653-1678 (341 amino acids)
Source: RefSeq, a predicted model, not a curated record